AUGGCAACCGGAUUCCUGAGUGUCAAAGGUGACACAAUCGUUAACGAGGAUGGGGAGGGAGUAGUCCUACGAGGAGCUGCUCUGGGAGGAUGGAUGAACAUGGAAAACUUCAUCACAGGCUUCUCCGGUCACGAAGCCCAACACCGCGCCGCAAUGCUCCAAGCCCUAGGACCGGAGAAAUACGAGUUCUUCUUCGACAAAUGGCUCGAAUACUUUUUCACCGAGGCAGACGCCCAGUUCUUCGCCGAGCUAGGACUAAACUGUCUCCGCCUUCCAUUCAAUUACCGCCAUUUCGAGGAUGAUAUGAAUCCGCGCGUAUUAAAGGAAUCUGGAUUCAAGCACCUGGAUCGGGUAGUCAAUCUGUGCGCAGAAAAGGGCAUCUAUACCAUCCUAGACAUGCACGCCGUCCCAGGCGGCCAGAAUCCAGACUGGCACUCUGACAAUCCAACAGGCUAUGCCGCAUUCUGGGACUAUAAAGAUCAUCAGGAUAGGACUGUUUGGCUUUGGGAGCAGAUUGCUUUGCGGUACAGGAAUAACCCUUAUGUUGCUGGGUAUAACCCGCUGAAUGAGCCUUGUGACCCUGAGCAUGUCCGCUUGCCUGCUUUUUAUGAACGAGUUGAGCAGGCUAUUCGCGCGGUUGAUGGAAAUCAUAUUCUUUGGUUGGACGGGAAUACAUUUGCAAUGGAGUGGAAGGGGUUUGAUGAGGUUUUGCCGAAUUGUGUUUAUGCCAUGCAUGAUUACUCGUCCAUGGGAUUCCCUACCGGUGAUCGUUACAAAGGAACAGCCGAUCAAAAGGCCUAUCUCGAACGGUCAUACUUGCGCAAAGCACAAUUCAUGACCGAGAACAAGACACCAGUCUGGAAUGGAGAAUUCGGACCCGUCUACGCAGAUCAUACCAUCGACGUCGAUGCUGAAACAGUCAACCAAGAGCGAUAUAAUCUACUUGGUGACCAGCUACGCAUCUACGACAAGUAUAACAUCAGCUGGUCAAUCUGGCUGUACAAAGACAUUGGGCUGCAAGGCAUGAUCUACACCAACCCAGAAAGCAAAUGGAACAAGACCCUCAAGCCAUUCCUUGAUAAGAAGAAGGACUUCUGGCUUGAUAAAUGGGGCCGACGACCUGCGUCUGCUCCUGAAGCUGCUUUGAGACCUUUGGUUGAUUGGAUUGAUAGUGUUAGUCCUACUGCUAAGGAUACUUAUCCUACGUCGUGGAAUACUGAAUUGCAUGUGAUGCGCAAUGUGUUCUAUACAUUUUUGGCGGCUUCUUUUGUGGAUGACUUUGCUGCGCUGUUUCGGGGAAUGAGUGAGAAGGAUCUAGAAGAGUUGGCUAGGAGCUUCCACUUUGAGGGUUGUGUUCAGCGUGAGGGGUUGAAUCGUAUUCUCAGGGAUCAUGCACAUGCGUCUAAAUAG
Penicillium antarcticum is the source of this 1410-nucleotide messenger RNA. Its product is annotated as glycoside hydrolase family 5 protein. The record is from RefSeq and is a predicted model, not a curated record. Gene Ontology annotation, cellular component: cell surface; extracellular region. The coding region runs from base 1 to 1410 and encodes 469 amino acids. Lineage: Eukaryota; Fungi; Ascomycota; Eurotiomycetes; Eurotiales; Aspergillaceae. Gene Ontology annotation, biological process: glucan catabolic process. Gene Ontology annotation, molecular function: beta-glucosidase activity. The transcript has 4 exons.